AACAUCGCAAACAAAAGACGCAAAUAACCCCUCUAAAUUUUUGUUCGUGCAAAAUUCCACGUACUAACUCUCCAGUGGGAUAAAUAUUUAUCAAUUCAUAAUAUAACGUGGCUGAUAUAUCGUGAACCAAAAGAAGCUGACUUCAUAGUGAAUUCAAAAAAUUCUAUUUCAGUUUCCUUGUAACGUCAGAAAAUUGAAAACGUGGAAGUUUUGUGUCAAGAUAUUGAGAAGUGUUGGAAGUUUUCGGUUUGGUGGUAUGAUUUUUUGAGAAAUGGGUAUGAUUACAAGGGUAAGAGGAAGGUUAAGAAGUUUACAUACAUUACCAAAGCUCGAUCCCCAAGAAAGGGAUGAGAAAAUAGCUGAAACAGUGUGUUUACUUUCCGUGCUUUUUCUACUACCAUACUGUUCAAGAGGCCACUCGCCAUUAAUUUUAAGUUUGGGAGGAUGGUGCCUAGCAAGUUAUUCAUUUUUGGUACUUCCUGUAUUAAUAUCAGCGAAUUAUAAAUAUCCGAUGAGAUGGUUGCGGCAACUUGGUAAUAAAAUCGUAGAUUUAUUUAUGAAGUACUACGGACCAGUUUGUUAUAUUCUCUACAAAAUAUAUGAGCCUUUAGAUAAAUGCGAAAAGGUUUUCAUGAAGAUGUCUAACAUUUCUAACUUAAUCACACAGUUGAUCUUCUUCAUGAUGUGCGACAGAGUAUUACUAUGUGACUUUGGUGGUACCAACUGCCCACAGAAAAAAAUAACAGGAUUGUACUCAUUGAUGUUUUACAAUGUGAUAGCUUAUUGUACGAGCUACAUUAAAGAAUUGGUAGAGAAAGAAGACUGGUCUGUUACAGUGAGAAUGACCCAGCAUAGUAACAUAAAACAUGUCGCUAUGUCUGCUACAAAAAUUGUAUUAGAAUGGACGAAAGCAGUAACUUUUAUCAUAACCGUAACUUUUAUGCUUCUUGUAUUUGGAUUAGAGCAAGGAUUAGAGCAUUAUCAACCAACUGCUUUAUAUACUUUUGUUACUUGGACCUAUUAUAUGUGCACCGAAAAAGUAUUUGUUGAAUUAUUCUUACCGUUACUGCUUUCACUGAAAUUAAAAUCUUUGGAAGCACUAGAACCGUUGUAUGCACCAGUUCUACUCAGAUACUACACAAUUGGUUUAGCUGUAAUUAUUGUAACGCUUCUCAGCUUUCAUGGACAACUACGCUUUACUGCUUUAUCGUUUCAUCUUACGGUUUUCUUACGGACUAAAGAUUUAGUGAUGAAUUAUCUGAAGAAGCUUAAAGCCGAACAAGCACUUUUAGGACAAUUCCGAUAUGCUACAGACGAAGAAAUAAGAGAUUGUGAUGAUGUUUGUGCUGUAUGCUUAAGCGCAAUGGAAAGAGCAAGAGUAACUCCAUGUCAGCACAUGUUUCAUGCAGUUUGCUUGCGCCAAUGUUUAAAUAAUUCGUCAAUGUGUCCGAUUUGUAAACGACAAUAUACUUUCGUACACUAAAAUUAAUUAGAUGUAGCUUUAGAUUAAUUUAUUUAUAAUAUUUUAGUUUUUAAGUGAGCCAAUAUAUAUUUUUUCAUAUUUACAUGUUCUUACCUAUUUGUAUCGCAAUAAAAUUAAAUAAAAUUC
Messenger RNA from Diorhabda sublineata, 1609 nucleotides. RefSeq names its product RING finger protein 145 homolog. The record is from RefSeq and is a predicted model, not a curated record. Gene Ontology annotation, molecular function: ubiquitin protein ligase activity. Gene Ontology annotation, cellular component: endomembrane system. The transcript has 4 exons. Bases 272 to 1483 code for a protein of 403 amino acids. NCBI's taxonomy places the organism in Eukaryota, Metazoa, Arthropoda, Insecta, Coleoptera, Chrysomelidae.